AAAAGUACCAUGUCAACGUGUCCCAGCUUUCCUUUCACACGUGUGUACGAUGAACCAAGCCAACAAGCCCCGCUCCCUCAUCCCCCUUUCUAUUCUAUUCUCUUCCACCGCUUCAUUUCUUCGAAUCAAACUUCUCAUCGCACGCCACAGGGACCUGUGAAAUUCUGGCAAGGUUCUUGCAUCAUCACAAUCUGUCGAAUCUAGAUAUGGAAGAAAAAUCUACAAUCUCUCUUAAAAUCAAGGCUGAGGAUAAAAGACCAGGUGAUAAGAAGGAAGACAAGACUGAGGUAGAAGUGAAGGUGAAGAACAAAUCACUAGAGAAAGAGAUUAAAGAUAAGGAUGAACAUAAAGAAAACAAUUUAGAAGCUAACAGUAGGGAUCGUGAAGAGAAAAAACAGAAGGAGAAGGAGGAAAAGGACAAGAAGAAAAAGGAAAAGAAAGAAAAAGAUGAUAAAGGUAGCUCAAACAAGAUGAAAGAGAAAAAAAAAGAUGGGAAGGACAGUGAAGAGGAGACGAACAAGAAAGAAAAAGAGAAGAAAAAGGAAAAGAAGGGAAAAGAUGAAGAAGUAGACACAGAGAACAAAAAGGAAGAAGACAAUGAAGGAGAGGAUGGUGAUGACAAGGAGGAAAAGAUGGAUAAAAAGAAGAAAAAGGAAAAGGACAAGGAUGAAAAAGUUAAAACAAAGAAGGGCAAGGGAAAAGAAGAUGGAGGAGAGGAUGGUGAAGAGAAGAAGCAAGAAAAGAAAAAGGAAAAUUACAACAAGGAUGAAGAACCAUUGAAGGAAAAGGGAAAAGUGGAUGAUGGUGAUGAUCAUGAAGAGAAUAAGAAGAAGAAUAAGGAUAAGAAAGAAAAAGAGGAGGAGAAAAAACAGGAAAAGAAUGACAAGGAUGAGAAAAUCAAGCUAGAGAAGGAUGACAUAAAAACUGUUGAAGGAGAAGAUGGAGACGAGAAGAAGAAAAAGAAGGAUAAGAAGAAAAGGGAGGAGGAGGAUAAGGGGAAGGAUUAUGACAAAGAUGGGAUGAAAGUAACAAGAAGGAAAGAGAAGAAAUCUGAAGAGAUGGUGGAUAAGGAACAUGGCAAAAGUGAGGUUGCUUCAAGGGAAGUGGAUGGACCAAAAAAUGAGGACAAAGAGGUGGAAGAUGAGCAAAAAGAUGAUGCAAAGGAAAUCAAAGAGAAGAAGAACAAAGAAGACAAGGACAAAAGUGGAAAGAAGAGAAAACUAACUGGGAAGGACAAGUCCAAGGAUCUCAACAAGUUGAAGCAAAAACUUGAAAAGAUUAAUGAAAAAAUAGAAGCACUUCUUGAGCAAAAGGCAGACAUAGAGAGACAGAUCAAAGAAGCUGAAAAAGAAGGUAAUGAAGUCAUGGAUAAGGCCAAGGAUGUGGUAUAGUAGCCGUUUAGUAUAUGCUUUAAUAGAUGGA
Molecule: messenger RNA, 1422 nt
Organism: Abrus precatorius (Indian licorice)
Lineage: Eukaryota; Viridiplantae; Streptophyta; Magnoliopsida; Fabales; Fabaceae
Product: myb-like protein X
Exons: 2
Coding region: 207-1391 (394 amino acids)
Source: RefSeq, a predicted model, not a curated record